UAUUUGAAAAAUGAAGUCGGUUCCUCCGGUUGUUAAAAGUGAAAACCUCUACAGGACUUACUGGCUUUAUUUGCGGCUCCUGGGCGUAGAAGGAAAAUAUCCACUUCGACUCGUAGUAUAUGUUCUCAACUUAUUUUUUAUCACCUUCUGGUACCCAGUGCACCUCAUCCUUGGCCUUUUCAACAAACGGAUGGUGGACCUGUUCAGGAGUCUACACUUCACAUCGGAGUGCUUCUUCUCCAGCUUCAAGUUUCUUUGCUUCCGAUGGAGACAUAGGGAAAUCAAAGCAAUUGAAAAACUGCUAAAGGAGUUGGAUCAGCGAGCUGAGAGUGAGGAAGACCGAAGGUUCUUUGAUCAGAAUACCAGACGAGGGGCAGUCAUGCUUUCAAGGUGUUUCUUAGGGGCUAGUAUUAGCGCCAUAAUCACGGGCACGGCAGCCGGAUUGUUUAGCAGUGAACGAAAGUUAUUGCAUCCCGCCUGGUUUCCUUAUAAUGUUGAUGCCACGCCCGCGGUAUUUUGGAUUUCUUUUUGCUACCAAGUAGUGGGCAGUACUCUAGCGAUCGUCCAAAAUCUCUCCAACGACAUUUAUCCCCCGAUCACCUUUUGUGUGGUCGCAGGACAUGUAAAGCUGUUGGCCAUGCGAUUAAGUCGAAUGGGACAUGAUGGGAAGGUUUCCAAGGCAGAGGUUACCAAAGAGCUUGUCCAAAACAUAGAAGACCACAGGAAACUAAUGCAAAUUAUUGGACUGAUGCGCAGCACUUUAUAUCUUUCCCAACUUGGUCAAUUCAUCUCCAGUGGCAUCAACAUUUCCGUAACCCUCAUCAAUAUUUUAUUCUUUGCGGAAAAUCAUUUCGCCAUCACAUACUAUGUUGUGUUUUUUGGGGCCAUGCUGAUUGAACUGUUUCCAAGUUGCUAUUAUGGCACUUUAAUGACGAAUGAAUUCGACAAACUACCAUAUGCCAUAUUUUCAAGCAAAUGGAUGGAAAUGAACAAAGCGUACUGCAGGUCCUUGAUUAUAUUGAUGCAAUUUACGGUAGCCGAGGUGGAAAUCAAGGCAGGGGGCAUGGUUGUAAUCGGAAUGAAUGCGUUCUUCGCCACUGUUCGAAUGGCAUACUCAUUUUUCACUCUGAGUAUGUCACUUAAAUGAAUAAACUUGAUUCUUGAAUCAUACUCUGUAACAAUAUGAACAAUUAUGAUGUCAUAAAUUACAAUAAACAGUCAUA
Messenger RNA from Drosophila ananassae, 1223 nucleotides. RefSeq names its product odorant receptor 33a. The record is from RefSeq and is a predicted model, not a curated record. The transcript has 2 exons. Gene Ontology annotation, cellular component: plasma membrane. Gene Ontology annotation, molecular function: olfactory receptor activity; odorant binding. The coding region runs from base 11 to 1147 and encodes 378 amino acids. Gene Ontology annotation, biological process: detection of chemical stimulus involved in sensory perception of smell; sensory perception of smell. NCBI's taxonomy places the organism in Eukaryota, Metazoa, Arthropoda, Insecta, Diptera, Drosophilidae.